Molecule: messenger RNA, 441 nt
Organism: Spirodela intermedia
Lineage: Eukaryota; Viridiplantae; Streptophyta; Magnoliopsida; Alismatales; Araceae
Source: the annotation of a GenBank genome assembly
AUGCAGGGCUAUAGCGAAAGAUAUGGCGAGGUUCCGCAAGCUUCGACGUCCUACGGCCUCCACGCCGUGAGGAAGCCGCCACCGAAGCCGUGGAAGAAGGGGGCGGCGCCGCCCAUCCCGCCGCGGGUCUACCGGGUGGAGCCCCGGGGGUUCCGGCAGCUCGUGCAGAGGCUCACCGGCGCAGAGCCGGCGGCGCCGCCAGCCCGCCGCCUGAAGGAAGCGGCGCCGGCGCCGCUCCUCCUGCCACCCAGCCAGCGUGCCGCCCCGGCGGCCCUGCCGGCGGAGGCGCGGCACCACGCCGUCGCCGGCGAGGAGCAUCCGCCGCCCCACUCGGCGGGGAAGGGUUCUCCCUCGCUUUACUCCUCGUACAUGGCGUGGUGCAACCUGCCUCUUCUUAGCCCGGGUUCGAUAGCCUUCCUGGAUCAAGCAACAGUCAACUAG